Messenger RNA from Durusdinium trenchii, 4125 nucleotides. The record is from the annotation of a GenBank genome assembly. NCBI's taxonomy places the organism in Eukaryota, Dinophyceae, Suessiales, Symbiodiniaceae.
AUGAACCCGUACAUGAUGCAGCAGAUGGGUGGAGGGCCCCCUAUGAUGGGGUCCCCACCCAUGAUGAAAGGCAAAGGGAAAGGACCCAACAUGGGAGCGAUGGGCGGAUGUAUGGGGCCUGCAGGCUGCAUGAGGCCUCCUGGACCGAUGGGUGGUGGUGGUGGUGGUGGUGGUCUUCCGCCCAUCAUAGCUCCCAAGAUGGUCAUGCCGCCCAAGCAGCAGAUCAAUCCGAAGCCCUGUGGAGCUUCAAACAUGCCUUGCAACAUGGCCUCCUCGGCCAACAUGACGCCUUUGGGGGGGCCCAAGAUGCAAAUCCGGCCACAGGCGCCAGCUAUGCAGGCACUGGGUGGGCCCAAGCCACCCGGUGUCCCGCCGCCCAAGAACAUGGCCAUGGGCGGUGGCAUGGGCGGCGGCAUGGGCGGUGGCAUGGGCGGUGGCAUGGGUGGCGGGAUGGGCGGUGGCAUGGGCAGCGGGAUGGGUGGCGGGAUGGGCGGUGGCAUGGGCGGCGGGAUGGGCGGCGGGAUGGGCGGAAUGCCUGGGGCGCUGCAAAUGUCUACGCCCAAGGCGUCGAGCUCGAACUCCAAGAGCUGGGAGCAGUGGGAGGAGAAUGACUGGUCCAAAGGCGGUGGAGCUUCCAAUGACUGGUCCAAAGGCUCAGCUUCCAACGACUGGUCCAGCAACGACUGGUCCAGCUCUCAAGCGAAGGAUUGGUCCAAAGGCUCUAGUGACUGGAACGAGGAUUGGAAAGGAGCAGGAGAUUGGAAUGAUUGGAAGAAGGACAAGUGGAAGAGUUGGAAAGACGACGAGUGGGGGGAUGAUUGGAAAGAUUGGGAUUGGCGCAAACGUGGCAAGGGCAAAGGUGAUGGGAAAGGCCGCCGACGUGGGAAGGGCGACGACCUCGAAGUGGUCAUCAAGGGCCUCCCUGCACAGACUGAAGAGGCGGCCAUCCGGGAAUUCUUUUCCUCCUGUGGCGAAGUGACGCGCAUCACAGUGCCAAGAUCAGGGAAGAUGAUCUUUGUGGCCUUCAGCACUCAAGAGGGUGUAGACAGCGCCUUAGGCUUCAACAAGACCUUCUUCAAUGGCAUUUACAUCGAGGUGAAGGCUGCCGCCGAGAAGUACGAGGCCAAAAGAAGCAAUGACGACUUGACCGUGGUGGUGAAAGGCUUCCCCGACACCGCCGACGAAGCCUCCUUGAGCGCACACUUCGGCUCCUGUGGCGAGGGCCCCGUGCGGGUGAACGUGCCGCGACACCGGGAUACUGGGAACGUGAAAGGUGCGGCUUUCGUGGAGAUGAAAGACGAGGAAUCCUUGAUGCAGGCCCUCCAGCUGGACGGCUCGAGCUUCCUGGGUGCACCACUCACGGUGCGGAGGGCCACGGAUGCCAUCGAGAAGGGCGCCGGGAAGGGCAAGCGAGACAAGGAGAAAGAGGACGAGGUGAGUGUGGUGGUGAAGGGCUUCCCCAUACAAGAUACGGAUGAAGAGACGUUGAGGAAUGGCUUCAUGGUCUGCGGGGAAGUGGUCCGGAUCCGCCUGCCGCGGGGGAGCGACGGCUUGCCCAAAGGGACGGCUUUCGUUCAGUUCAGCACGGAGGAACAGGUGCAGAGGGCACUGGAGCUGGAUGGCCAAGAUAUCUUCGGCUCCGGCAACAUCAGUGUGCAUCGGGCCAAUGAAAAGAGGAAGGACCACAAGGACAAAGAGAAGAACGAUGAUUUCACUGUUGUGGUGCGGGGACUUCCAGACUGGGUUCAAGAAACGCAGUUGAAGUCUGACUUCGGCAGCUGUGGGCCCUUAAAGCGAGUCUCCGUGCCAAAAGACAACAAUGGCAAUGGCAAAGGAUUCGGCUACGUGCAGUACAAGAGCGACGACGCCGUGAACCGCGCACUGGAAUGGCACAACACCUGGUACAAAGGUGUCCAGAUUACCGUGGAAAAGCUUGGUGCUGACAAAGGACGUGGGCGCGGAGGACGGCGUGACCGGAAGGAGCGGCUCCCGGAGGGGCCCACCGUGAAUGUGAGCGGCCUGAGCUACGAGGUCGAUGAUGAGAUGCUGAAGCAAGCCUUCGCAGCCUGUGGAGAGGUCGUGGCCUGCAGGGUGAACAUUAGCAACAAGGGCCGUUCCAAGGGAAAGAGUCGUGGAACAGGCUUGGUGGUCUUUGCGACCGAAGAGGCCCAAAAGAAGGCCGUGGAAACCAUGGACCAGAUGGAGCUCUCGGGGCGGACGAUCACCGUGAAAGAACGAGCUGAAGAGGCGAAGUUGGACUUCAGUGCGCUGGAAGGAGAGGGUGACAAGACUUUGCUGGAGGAAGAAGAGGAGGAUGACUGGGAGAACUUCGAUUGGGAAGAUGCCUCGGACGACUCCGACUCCUCCGACGAGGAUGAUGAGGAUGAUGACUGGGAUGAAGACGAAGAUGAGGAAUAUCGGGGCAAUGCACCUGAAGAAGCGGGGCAGGCGGAUGCCAAGGCGCUGGCAGUACCAAGCCAGCCAGAGACCUCAGAUGUUUCUGUUUUGCCCUCGCAACCUAUGGAUGUCGCGCCGGCCAUGCCCAAACAGCCUGCACUGCCGGACCAGUCUGCGGUGCCUGGGGCGGAUGCAACAGCACCUGUGGCCGCGGCGCCUGAGCAGUCGAUGGAGCUGGGACAGGUCACAGGAAGUGCCUCUGUGCUGCCACCAGUGCAACCAGCGGCCAUCAUGGAGGCGCCCACCAGCGCGCCGGACACUGUGGUGGACACUGGGCCGGUGGCGGGCGCCGCUAUGGAACAUCCGGUGGCUGCCAUCGAGGCUCCCGCGCCUGCCAUGGAGGCUCCAGCGAUGCCCAAGCAGCCGAUGCUAGCGCCACCUGAAGCGAAGAUGGAGAUUCAGGCAGAGCCAGCUACUGCCUCAUCAGCUGAUGCAGCCAUAGAGAGUGCAGAGAAAGCAGAGAAAGGCUCCGAGCGAAAGGAGGAGAAGAAGCGUAGCCGCAGCCGGAAGCGCAGCCGCAGCCGAAAGCGGAGCCGCAGCCGGCGACGGCGCCGGGUGGUGCAGGAAGUGGAGCUCACCACACAAGAGGAGAUCCUCAUCACAGACCCGGAUGGGCAAAAAGUGGAGCCCGUCGCCUUCAACACCUUCGACGAAUGUCCCUUCCCUGACGAGAUCCGGGACGAGGUGAAGCGGUCGGGCUUUGCUAAGCCCAGCCCCAUCCAGAUGUACUCCUGGCCGCUGGCGGUGCAGGGGAAGGACAUCAUUGGAAUUGCCACCACCGGGAGCGGAAAGACCGUGGCCUUCCUCUUCCCGGCCUUCAAGUACAUCAUGGAGACGAAUGCCAAGGCGGACAAUCCCACUUUGCUUUGCCUGUCUCCUACACGCGAGCUUGCGGUGCAAGUGGAAAAUGAGGCCCACAAAUUCGGCAAACACUGUGGCAUCGUUACGGUGUGUGUCUAUGGAGGUGUGGGCAACAAGAGGGAUCAGGGUCGUGACCUGGCCAAGGGCUGCCAUUGUUUGGUCGCCACACCAGGGCGGCUGAACGAUUUCGUCGAAGGGAAGGAGGUGAGCUUGGCCAACGUCUCCAAGUUGGUGGUGGAUGAAGCCGAUCGAAUGCUGGACAUGGGCUUCGAGCCUCAGAUCCGAAAGGCUGUGAAAGAGGUGAAGGAAGUCACACAGCGGCAGACCCUCUUCUUCACCGCCACAUGGAAUACCAAUGUUCAGAAGAUCGCCAGUGACUUUGUGAACAGGCCCUAUCAGGUGAAGAUUGGAAGCUCGGAGCAGCUGAAGGCUUCGGAGAACAUCAAGCAGGUGGUGAAGAUUGUGGAUCCGGACAAGAAGGUCCGCCAUUUGACCAAGCUCUUCCUGGAAUAUGAUAUCUCCGAGAAGGGCCGGGGUGAAAACCGAGCCAUGAUUUUCUGCAACACGAAGAAGACCUGCGAGCAGCUGGAAGAUGGCCUGAACCGUGCGCGGGUGCGAUGUGAUUCCAUCCAUGGUGACAAGGAGCAGAAGGAUCGCGAGCGGGCUUUGAAUGACCUGCGCGAUGGCUACACCAAGAUCAUCUGCGCCACAGAUGUGGCUGCCCGUGGUCUUGACGUGAAAGGCGUAACCUUAGUCAUCAACUACGACCCCCCGAAGAAUGCGGAGGAGGGGUGCCAACUUCCAUGA